Molecule: messenger RNA, 1851 nt
Organism: Antechinus flavipes (yellow-footed antechinus)
Lineage: Eukaryota; Metazoa; Chordata; Mammalia; Dasyuromorphia; Dasyuridae
Product: leucine-rich repeat-containing protein 14-like
Cellular component (GO): cytoplasm
Molecular function (GO): protein binding
Source: RefSeq, a predicted model, not a curated record
GUCCCAAAGCCCUUCUCAUGUACUCUCUGAUUUACCUAAGUGCUCGGCAACUGGUCCAGGAUGAGGAGGUCACCUGUAAACUCUUGGAAUUUAUGCCACGGAUCAUGUAUGUUAUCCUAUUCAAGGUGGCUUUCAGAGAAAAUAAGAAAAAGCUGCUGUGUGAACUGGUAAAGAUGUGGCCUUACUCCCAACUUAAAUUCCAACAGCUGAUGCAAACAUGUUGGUGCUGGUCUUGGACAUCUUCUAAGAAGUGUCCUGAAUGUCAGUGGUCUGUCAUACGUAGUGAGUUAAACAGAGGUAAAAUUGAUGCCAUCUUCUUGGGACUGAUGAAAUAUAUAAGGAAAGUACUCAUGGAUGGUCCACAGCAGCUCCCAAAAAGGAAGCUACGACUGCUAGAUAUGACAGGAUUAUUUAAUAAACAUUUUCUUUGGAACUUGAGAUUCGUGAAGCUGUGGGCCAUCUCAAAAAGCAGAGCCAAUAUCCACAUCUUCCCUCAACAGGCAACAGGCGACUUAGAAAGUCAAGCAAGGGACAAGGUGACAGAAGUGUCUCCAGCCACAACAUUUUCAGUGGAAGCACUUGUGAAUCUCCUGGUGGACCUCCAUGUAGAACCUUUCUCUGAAGCAUUUCUAAAAGUAGCUCUCCAGGACAAUGUUAGUAGCCCUUUGCCUCUGCUCUGCCGAGAUUUCUAUUGUACCUAUGACUUGGCUAGUAAGGCUGCAAAAUUCCUGCCUCUUUUGGACCCUCUGGCACUACGUAGAAUGGACCUAAUUCAUAGCAGUAUAACCUUGGGAGAUAUUAGAUGGCUUGUGUCGCAGAUUAUUAGCUUCCAAAACCUAAAGAGCUUGAAACUACCUACUUUUGCUGAAAAAAGACAAUGGUGGAAAGAUCCCAUGUUAAAGGCCAACUUUGACUUUUUGGUUGAAAAGCUGAACCAAUUGAGACACCUCAGGGAGAUUGCCUUACGCGGUAUCUGUCUUUCAGGUCAGCUGGAAUAUCUACUUGGAGAUCUAGAGUACUCCCUGGAGAGCCUUCGACUUUCUUCUUGCUCUCUAACAAGCAAAGACUUAACCUACCUGUCCCAAAGUCACCAUAGCUCCCAUCUCAUAAAGCUGGAUCUUGAAGGCAAUAACAUAACAGAUCAACUAGACUCCUUCCUGAAACUUCUAAAGUCAGUCUCAAAGUCACUGAGGUGGCUGAAUGUGUCAAUGUGUAGGAUCAAUGACGACUUUUAUAAAAUCUUUUCCUAUCUAUAUUCCUGUGCCAGACUCUCCCAUCUUGGUCUGUAUGGCAACCCUCUAUCUGGCUUGAAUAUUUUUAUUUUCAUGAAGCAGUGCAAGAGCAAACUGCCCAAACUGAAAGCAGUAUCAGUUCUAGUCUUCCCAGAAUGUGGUAAAGAUCUGCUCCAGUAUAAUCGUUCUCCUGUACUAUUGCAGUGUCCUAUUGGCAAUGAGGUGUUUUCCUCUAUGAUGAAUAAAAUUCUACAGUCAUCAGCAAUAAGAGAAGAAGCUUCCAGUGAGUUUAAUUUUAGUGACAGUCCUGAGAUGGGUGACUAUUUUGAAUUACAGUAGUGAGCUGACUAGUAGGAAUGGGGUGGGGGGAAAUCUCACACUCCUAAGAUGAUGAUGAUAGUUUAGUUUAUCAUUUUUGAGAACUAUUUUAACUAUAAUCUUAACCAAGAAAGAUACUCAAAUAUUCAAAAUAAGAAAUAAAUCUCAUCUAAAACCCUAACAUUUUACAAAAGAGAACAAUAAAGAUACUAGUCACUAUUCUCAUAAUCUUUGUGUAAAAACCUUUCAUAUCUUUCUAGGUUUUUAAUUUAUCAUUUUAAAUAAAUAUAAAUUUAAAGCA